Plasmodium relictum is the source of this 1017-nucleotide messenger RNA. RefSeq names its product conserved Plasmodium membrane protein, unknown function. The transcript has 8 exons. The coding region runs from base 1 to 1017 and encodes 338 amino acids. The record is from RefSeq and is a predicted model, not a curated record. NCBI's taxonomy places the organism in Eukaryota, Apicomplexa, Aconoidasida, Haemosporida, Plasmodiidae. Gene Ontology annotation, molecular function: peptidase activity.
AUGCUAUAUGAAGAAUUGAAAAAUGACAACUAUGAAGAUGAAGAUGAAAAAUACGUAAAAUACUUCUGCUUGGUGAACUUUUUUCGUUUGCUAUACUGUUUUUCUUCUAUAAUUUUUUUAGUAGGUUUCUCUUAUGCCUCAAAUGGAAACAAGGGAAUUAUUUAUUUAAUUUUUUCUUUUUCUCCCAGUUUUUUUUAUCUAUAUUUAUUUAAAAGAAGAAUUCGAAGAAAAAUUAAUUUUUUACACAUUGUUGAAAUGAUUUUAUAUGGGGCUGUUCUAUCCACUUUUUUUGCCAGUGUUUUAGAAUAUUUUUUAACACUAUACUUUUUUUAUUUUUGCUCUAUUUGCUUUAUGAAGGAAAUUAAGAAAUCUCUUCUUUUUUUGUGUUCAAUAAUUUUAUUUUUUUAUUUCUUUUUUAUAAUAGCAUAUGUAGAAGAGAUUUCUAAAAUUAUACCUAUGAUUUUUAUAUAUAGAAGUAUAGAAAGAAAUAGAGAUGAUUAUAUAGAAAUACCAUAUUUUCAUAAAAACACCUAUAUAAUUGAAAAUAGAUAUGAUGAAGAAGAUAGACAAAAAGAAGCUAAAAUGAAAAAACUAAAAUAUAUUUAUACAAAUGACAUUUUAGAAUAUGUUUUUUUUUCUUUGUGCUCAUCAGCAGGAUUUUCAAGUACCGAAAACUUAUUAUAUGCUAUACAAACAACAAAGGAAAACUUUGUUUCAAUUUUAGUAUCAAGAAAUUUAAUAUGUGUAUUAUUUCAUAUGUGCUGUUCAGGAUUAUCAUCAUAUAAUAUAUUUAACUAUUUGAAUGAUAAAAAUAAGAAAAGUAGUUCUUUAAAUUUCAUAGGAAUACUGUGCUCUUUAUUUUCUUCUUCAUUAUUUCAUGCUAUAUAUGACUAUUCUAUAUACUUUACUUCAUUAAAUGUACCACUUUAUCAAAUUUUUUUUUUAAAAAUUUUGUUUAUGUAUUGUUUUCUUUCUAUGCUACUCAUGUUUUUUGUUGUAAUUAAAAGUAUUAUUUAA